Closterium sp. Yama58-4 is the source of this 1140-nucleotide messenger RNA. The record is from the annotation of a GenBank genome assembly. Lineage: Eukaryota; Viridiplantae; Streptophyta; Zygnematophyceae; Desmidiales; Closteriaceae.
AUGUGGCAAGUGUUUCGCCUUUCCAUUUGUGCUCUUUUCAACCACAAAUUUCCCCUUCACCUCACCCUUCCCUCACUCCAGCGAUUUGUGCUCUUCGUCUGGGGAACGACACAGUUAUACCGACUGGCGGAGACCAUGUCGGAUGAGAGCGCUUCGAGGCGUCUCUGCGCCCUCAAAGACUUGAAUGUCAGUUUUGUGGUCACGGACCCUAAACAGCAGGACAAUCCCAUAGUAUAUGUCAGCGAUGCCUUUCUGGAACUGACGGGUUACACCCGUAAGGAGGUGCUUGGACGAAAUUGCAGAUUCCUUCAGGGUCCGGGGACUGAUAGAGGAGCAGUUGUGAAGAUACGUGAUGCUAUUAGGAAUGAAGUGUCAUGCCAGGUUCAGAUUUUGAACUAUACAAAGGACGGUACUCCAUUCUGGAACCUUUUCCACAUAACUCCUGUUCAUAUGGGUCCGAAACAUGUGCUCGAGCAUUACAUUGGCGUGCAGACUUGUUUGCCUGCUCGAUUUGAAGUUUCUGAGGAGGCCACAACAACAUUGGCUUCUGGGCAGAGCCCAUCUCUUGACGAUGCAAGUGCUGGUGCUGCACGAAUCGGCCAAAAUGAUGGUGGCCCGCGUUUUCAAGAAUAUGAGUCGCUUGCUCGCCUAUCAGCCGAGCUUGCUUCGAAUAAGUGGGCCUCUUUUUGUGAGCUCCUUCAGAGCUCGUUACCCGCUCAGAGAAAUGCAGGUCCUGAGACUGCAGGCACUUCGGUUGACUCGGUUUCUCAGCUUCCAGGAACGCUUCAGACAUCGCUGGCAAGAAUUCAUCAAUGCAUUGUACUGGUAGAUGCCACAAACUCAGAGUAUCCCAUCGUCUAUGCAAGCAAGCCCUUCUUAAGAAUGACAGGUUAUUCUUGGCAAGAAGUGGUGGGAAAAAACUGCCGCUUCCUUCAAGGUCCAGAGACUAACCCGGACCAUGUCCAAGAGCUUCGGGAUGCCAUACAUGGGAGCAGGUCAUGUUCUGUGAAUAUCCUCAAUUACAGAUACCCUACUUUUAAUCCCUGUGCAGAAAGGAUGGUUCGAAGUUCUGGAACCUACUGCAUGUAUCGCCAGUCAGGUCCUUUGAUGGAAAAAUUCACUUCUAUUGUGGUGUCCUGA